Messenger RNA from Chelonoidis abingdonii (Abingdon island giant tortoise), 4860 nucleotides. Its product is annotated as stonustoxin subunit alpha-like. Gene Ontology annotation, molecular function: GTP binding; protein binding. The record is from RefSeq and is a predicted model, not a curated record. Lineage: Eukaryota; Metazoa; Chordata; Testudines; Testudinidae. Gene Ontology annotation, cellular component: membrane.
GAGAUUCUGUGUGAAGCCCUUGGAGAAAGCACUGAAGUUUUCUGAACUCUCCUGUGUAUUAGAGCCAGGGAAUCUGUCCACCAGGUACUGCCAAAAAGCCAGUUUCUCAGAGAUAAAGGCACACUUGCAUGCCAGAAAGGUGCUACAGAGCCAUUACCGAUAUAAUCGGACAUUCACCAGCAGGGGGGAAGGUAUUUGCAAUUCAGCUGAAGGACAGCUUGCAGUGGAACUGCCUGAGCCCUUUACCCAGCAAGGAUUUUUCCAACACAAAGGGUUGGUGUAUAGGAAGGGGGGGUGUCCCUAGGCACUACUCCUUCUCUCCACUUGUCUUCUUUCUGCUCAUGACAACAAUGAAUAUCUAAAGACACUGAACCAAGGGGAGUGGUCCCAGGCUGGAAGAAGAUACAACCUGUGAAAUGUAUUACAGCUAAUGGGCUGGAUUGGCCUCUCGCCUACUACCAUGGCUUACUCUGGAGCUUCAACAAUUGAGAUGCCAGCCCUGGGCCGCCCUCUUCGGCUGGGGAUGCUGUACGACUGCCGCAGCGACACUCUCAUACCAGGUAUCACUUUAUGGGGCAUUGAGGCUCUUAAGAAAGAUGUGGAGACAAUGCCAAAGCACAAUACUGAAUUCCAGAUCAUUGCGUCUGACUCCAUUGAAGAUAAGGCCUCAGCCCUCAGUCUGUCUGGAUCCCUGAAGGCCAGUCUCCUGGGGGGGAUGGUGGGAGUAGGUGGAUCUGCAGCAUUUUUAAAUGAUACCAAGAAAUCAAAAAAUCAGGCUCGAGUUGCUCUCCACUACUCAGUGACAAGCAGGUUUGAGCACCUGACUAUGAGCCAGUUGGGUACCGAGAACGUCUCUUAUCCUGCUGUGUUUGACCAAGGCACGGCCACCCAUGUGGUCACGGCUGUGCUGUACGGGGCGCAGGCUUUCUUCGUGUUUGAUCGGGAAGUUUCUUCAUCAGAGAGUAUGCAAGAGAUAGAGGGGGAAAUGAAACUGAUGAUAGAAAAGAUCCCAAAGGUUUCUGGCAGAGCAGAGGUGUCUGGGGAAAAGGGGAACAAGGCGGAAGAAAAAGCUGAAAAUUUCAGUUGCACAUUUUAUGGAGAUUUUGCUCUGGAGAACAAUCCGGUUACUUACCAAGAUGCCAUGGGAGUUUACUCCACUCUCCCUAAGCGGCUUGGAGUCUCUGGUGAAAACACUGUACCGGUGCGAGUCUGGCUGUACCCACUGAGCAAGCUGGAUUCCAGAGCCGCUCAGCUAAUGCGUGAGAUCAGCUCAGUGCUGGUUUAUGAUGCUCAAAGUGCCAUGGAGCAUCUGACUGAGUGCGACGUCCGAUGCAACGACAUGGUGAAGGACAGAAUGGCUACAACCUUCCCUGAGAUCCAGAGGAAACUCCAGCAAUUCAGAGAUCUGUGUAAACAACACAGACAGACCUUCCAAAAAGAGUUAGCUAGAACCCUGCCCUCUAUUCGUGGAGGCAGAGCAGAGGAGGGAGCCCUGGUGGAGAUUUUAACCAACAAGGAGCAAUCGCCAUAUAGUACUCAGAGAAUCAAUGAAUUUCUAGAUAAGAAACAGGAAGAAAUGGAUUUUGUCAAUUCCUACCUGGCUGAGCUAGAGGAGGUGGAAGUUGUAUCCUCCAGGAGUGAGCUACAACGUAUAGUUCUCAGCCACAGGCAUAAUUGUGUUGUCUGUCUGGCACUCACUUCAUUGCACAAUGAGGAAUCCUAUUUGUCAGAAUUGAACCUUUGGCUCCGGAGACAAUUUGUGAAGAACAUUCAUGUUCCAGCAUUAGCCAGUUCUGCCUGUGAGACACCAAAAUCCAAACAGUGGUUUGAGGAUGAAGAGAUAAGAAGAAAAGCACGACAAGCCGUAAAGUCCUUCUCUGACUUUGCUCGUGUCAAUAAAUCUAAUGGGAAAACUCGGUUAAUUGUAGCCUCUGUUCCAGACAAGGACAAUCCAGGAGCUUCCAUUUACCUGUAUGAAGAUGGAGACGUGGUCAGUACCAACUUUGAGUUUCCAUCAAAACCUUUCCCUUUACUGUGUGACGGCAUCAGACAUGACCGUGUGCAGCUCACGUUUAAUCCAGCAGCCUAUGGCAGGGCUGCGAUAUCCGGCUAUUGGGCAGAGUACAGAAUUGUAGGGCAGGAGAACUGGACAGCUGUGAAUGUAAAUAACACACAAGUGACAUUCACAGUAACAGGGCUAUGUGCAAACACCGAGUACCAGUUCCAAUACGCUGCAGUGAGCAAACCAGGACUCAGCGAGAGCAGUGACAUGAGUGAUCCUGUGAAGACUCUUCCCCCAACCAGCCCUCCUGGGAAGCCUGUAACAGAUACUGUAGAUUCAUCUGCCAUUUCCCUCAGCUGGGAGAGUCCAAGUGUCACAGGAGAUGGAGUCAGUGUAAGGGAGUAUAAGGUGGAAUAUAAAGAAAAGGCAGGAGAUAUGAGCCAGGAGGGGAAAGGCAAAUGGCUGGAACGAAGGACAGGAGACAGAACUGAAUCUUGUACCAUUGACGGGCUGAGGCCUGAGACGCCCUACAGAUUCCAAGUGUCAGCUGUGUGUGCGGAUGGGGCUGUGAGUGACCCAAGUGAGGAGACUCUGAUUUCAACACUAAAGGAAGAUUUGCAUGUAAGACAGACUGAGCCAGUUCCAAGAGCUACCAAGGCUGCUGAAGAUGCAAUUUCAGACAAUAGAACAUUUGCUGGACUCUCCAAAAAGCAGAUUAAAGAAUUGCAGGACACUAUUGCAGCAGGAAUUUUCAGAGAUGUGAUAGUUAAACUUCAGAACAUAAAAUCAUUAAAAAUCACUAUGCUUCACAUUGCCAUCACAGGUGAGUCAGGUUCAGGAAAAUCGAGCUUUUUAAAUGCCUUCUGGGGUCUGAAUGAUGAUGAUGAAGGUGCUGCUGAAACUGGGGUGCUUGAAACAGGAAGGGAACCAACACCUUAUCAACAUCCUAAACACCCAAAUGUAACAAUAUGGGACCUACCAGGGUGUGGGUCGCCUAGGUUUCCCUUACAUACAUAUAUGAAGUCAGUAAAUUUCAACCGCUAUGACUUAUUCAUCACUGUGUUCUCAUCACACUUCAGAUCCAACAACAAAAUCCUCAUCAAUGAGAUUCGGAGGGUGGGAAAGAAGUAUUACUAUGUGCACUCCAAAGUGGAUCAGGAUCUGCGUUAUGCUAGGUACCACAAAUCCUACAGUGAGCAGAGAAUCCUGCAGGAGGUCAGGGAUCACUGCAUAAAACACUUGAAAAGAGAAGGGGAGACUUCCCCCAAGGUUUUCCUUAUCAGUCGCUGGGACCCAGACAAAUAUGAUUUUCCCCUCCUACAGGAAACACUGGAGAAGGAAAUAGAUAAAUCUAGCCCCUGUGUCAUGUGCUGAUGUCCUUACUCCUGCCCAGAUCUCACCUCAGCUUCUGGCCCAGCCAUCUCUGUGAUACCAUUGCUGUGUUAGAGCCAGGACUUUGGCUUGGACAAUGGCUCACUGCACUGGCUAGGAAGGCUGAUAGUUCUGUUGCUGAGCUGAAGUCUGUUGUAAAAAAGUUCCAGUGGCCAAUGCGAAAACAAGACUUUGUAUUGUGUCUACACACGGCACACCGACAGCUGUCAGUCUUCUGGAUCUUCUACCGUGUUUCGUUCUGCAGCAGCUGGAUGAGAGUCUGCAACAAGAUCCUACACGUUGAAGAGAUUUUUGAAUGACGUAACAGGAGUUGCCCAAUGCUCUGUCUCAAUCCAAAAGCUGAAUAGUUCAAAUAACAAUAACAAAGGUUCCAAUGCACCUGCACAGAAAGCAAGAGACAGGUGUCUCAACAGCUCGCAGAGGAUGAAACAAAUUCCUAAUGUUUGUAGCUGAAAUGUCUUUUAAACUAUCAGAUACAUUAGCAAGUUCCCAGCUCUUGUGAUUAACUAUACAGGCAUAGUUAAGGCAAAUGGCUUCUCUUUCCUGUUUCUCUUUAACCAGUGUAAGGGGUCUAGUGUAAUAGAGCCAAGACACUGAUCUGUUUGCUUCCACUUUUCCUCUCUCUCUCUCUCUCUCUCUCUCUCCAGGUUUCCUUUGCUAUUAGUAGUCUGGUUAGAUGCAUUUUUUUUGUCUACUGUGAGCCUGGGGUCAUUUUGUGACCCACUUUCUAAAAAAAAAAAAAAAAAAUGCCAAAAAAAAAAAAGCGCAUUCACUUGUCAGUACUUUGCCUGGGUCACUUUUAUUUUUGAAGGGAAUACAACACCCCUUCUCAACAUCCCACAAGGUUUUCAGGAACUUCUGGAAAUACAUUCCAGUUUGGAUUCCUUGCUGGGUCCACCUUCCCCUUUGAAACUUAUUCCUACAAAUCAGACAUUUUAUCACUCGAUGUUUUAUCACUUGAUUGAACUGAGUGCAAUUAUCUUGAUGAUAUUCUUCCCCUUACAAGUAUCUGAGACGAUUUUCAAAGUUGGAUACAUUCCUUAUAAGCUUCUCCUUGUGUCUCUAUUGUAACUAAUGGCAGCGUCUCCUUCUGUUUUGAAUUACAGAGAGGCACCCAACAAUGCUCUGUGCUGAUUGGUUCUUUGCUCCAACUCUCCCCUUAGGCACUACUGUAGUAAACAGCAUUAACAAUUAAGUAAUUAAAGCUUUUCUCUUUCUCCACAUUCAACUUUGCUGUUGACCAUUUUCCCCAAACUAUUUGCAAAAUUGCCAGCUUCAAAGCUAUUUGGACUGGGAAUGCUUCCCACCUAGCGUCCCUAUAUGAAAGUGACGGAUUAGUUCCCCUAGCUGAUCCCAUAAAUACUGUUUGAUAAAGGAGUGCUGCGACUGAAGAAUACCGUCUCAGGUCAGAUUUCAAAAUCAAGCUAAUGGGUAAAAUCCAGAGGUCCAUUGCCAUCAAUGGCAAA